Messenger RNA from Tarenaya hassleriana, 1670 nucleotides. RefSeq names its product glycylpeptide N-tetradecanoyltransferase 1-like. The coding region runs from base 196 to 1497 and encodes 433 amino acids. Lineage: Eukaryota; Viridiplantae; Streptophyta; Magnoliopsida; Brassicales; Cleomaceae. The transcript is spliced from 2 exons. Gene Ontology annotation, biological process: N-terminal peptidyl-glycine N-myristoylation. The record is from RefSeq and is a predicted model, not a curated record. Gene Ontology annotation, cellular component: cytoplasm. Gene Ontology annotation, molecular function: glycylpeptide N-tetradecanoyltransferase activity.
UUAUUUUAGGAACCUGAUUUCCCAUUUCACGAAUCAGCGAUUCCCGAUUCAGAUUGCUUGGAAGAUCGGCCGGUCGAUCGUCGAUUUAGGGUAAAUUGGAAUUUGGAUCUGCCGAUAAGCAUUGCCGGAAUCGAGGGAGUUCAUAUAUUUCUGGGUUUCCAUCGGUUAAGCGGUUGAAGUUCAUAGACCGUGAAAAUGGACGGUAACAACUCGCAAUCCAGGCCACCCAGCGAAAACCCUGAAUUGAAUCACGAGGAAAACCCGAUUUCCAAGGAUGAUAGCUCACUCGAAACGAUAGUCAGCAGAUUUCAAGAUGCGUUUACAGCGGGGAAACACAAGUUUUGGGAGACUCAGCCUGUUAGGCAGUUUAAGGAAAUCGCCGACACUAACUUGCCCGAAGGCACUAUCGAGGCCCCGACCCCUCUGGCCGAGGUCAAGCAGGAGCCGUAUAACUUGCCGGCUCAAUAUGAAUGGACCACCUGUGAUAUGGAUGAUGAGGGGACUUGCAAUGAGGUUUACAAUCUGCUGAAGAACAACUAUGUUGAGGAUGAUGAGAACAUGUUCAGGUUUAACUAUUCCAAGGAAUUCCUCAGGUGGGCGCUUAGACCACCGGGCUAUUACAGGAGCUGGCAUAUUGGUGUCCGUGUCAAAGACUCGAAAAAGCUCGUGGCUUUCAUCACUGGAGUACCCGCUAGAAUCCGGGUUCGGGACGAAGUCGUGAAGAUGGCCGAGAUCAAUUUCUUGUGUGUUCACAAAAAGCUCAGAUCGAAACGGCUCGCACCCGUUAUGAUCAAGGAGGUUACCAGGAGGGUUCACUUGGAGAACAUUUGGCAAGCUGCCUAUACCGCGGGAGUCAUCCUCCCUACUCCGAUCACGACUUGUCAAUACUGGCAUCGGUCUUUGAACCCUAAAAAGCUCAUCGAUGUUGGGUUUUCAAGGCUCGGGCCGAGGAUGACGAUGAGCAGAACCAUUAAGCUGUACAAGCUUCCUAGUUCGCCGGCCACUCCCGGAUUCAGAAAAAUGGAGCUACGGGACGUAUCUGCUGUGACCCGGUUGCUCAGAAAUUACCUCAGCCGGUUUGUGGUUGCGCCCGAUCUGGAUGAGAAUGAUGUGGAACAUUGGCUAUUGCCGCAAGAAGAUGUGGUAGACAGCUAUCUGGUCGAGAGCCCAGAAACUCACGAGGUCACCGAUUUCUGCAGUUUCUACACUCUGCCUUCGUCUAUCCUCGGAAACCCUAAUUACUCGACGCUUAAAGCUGCAUAUUCGUACUACAACGUCGCCACCAGAACCCCGUUGCUUCAGCUGAUGAAUGAUGCCCUAAUCGUCGCGAAGAAGAAAGAGUUUGACGUCUUCAAUGCUCUGGACGUAAUGCAGAAUGAAUCGUUCCUGAAAGAACUGAAAUUUGGACCUGGAGAUGGGCAGCUCCAUUACUAUCUCUACAAUUAUCGGGUCAGGAAUGGCAUCAAGCCGUCAGAGCUAGGGCUCGUGCUCUUGUAGUUUUGGCUUGCUUUCUCUGAGGCAAGCAAAACGUUCCUUAUCGUUUGUGCUUUUGGUUCGGACAGUGUUUCAAUGGGACCAAAGUUGUCUGUUUCACUUGUUCUCUGCUUUGAUCUCUAUCCUGAGUUUCGUGAUAUGAUAACUUAUAUAUUUACGUCCAAGGGUCAUUUGUU